AUGUCCGACUACUACGACCUCGGAGACUACCGUCGUGAAGUAACAACCGACAACGAAGAUGCCCAAACCUGGUUCAGCCGCGGCCUAAUCUGGGCCUACGCCUUCAACCAUGAAGAGUCAAUCCGCUGCUUCGAGGAAGUCGUCUCCCUUGACCCAACAUGCGCAAUGGGAUACUGGGGCCUGGCCUUCGCCCUAGGUCCGAAUUAUAACAAGCCCUGGCAACUCUUCGAUGGCGAAGAUCUGGCCUCUACAACGACACGUGCACAUCGCGCCGUGCUAGACGCGAAGAAACAUGCACCCGCUACGUCGCCGUUGGAAGUUGCACUUAUCGACGCGCUGCAGUUUCGCUAUCCGCAGGAACUGCCGGUGGAGGAUUGCACGGUGUGGAAUCAAGCGUAUGCGGAUGCGAUUACCAUCGUGUAUAAUGACUAUCCGGAUGACUAUGACGUUACGGCGCUGUACUGCGACGCGCUGAUGAAUCUGACGCCGUGGAGCUUGUGGGAUUUGAAAACGGGCCAGCCGUCCCCCGACGCAAAGACGAUGCAGGUGAAGAGAGCGCUGGAUCGGGUUCUUGCCCAAGAUGAAGCGCUCAAUCAUCCUGGUUUGUUGCAUUUAUAUAUUCAUCUCAUGGAGAUGUCUGGGACGCCGGAAAUUGCGCUGCCGAUCGCGGAUUGUUUGCGUGGGCUUGUUCCUGAUGCUGGGCAUUUGGAACAUAUGCCAACGCAUAUUGAUAUUUUGUGUGGCGAUUAUCGUCGUGCGGUUGUGUCCAAUACUUCGGCUAUUCGCGCUGAUGAGAAGUUCCUCGCGAGGCAGCCUACGAGUCAUUUCUAUAAUCUGUAUCGCGCACAUGAUUACCAUUUCAGGAUGUAUGCUGCUAUGUUAGGUGGACAGUCGAAGAUUGCUCUCGAGACGGGUGCUGAGCUGGCACGGGUCUUGACUGAGCCGCUUCUGCGCACUGAGUCGCCUCCAAUGGCUGACUGGUUGGAAGGAUUCGUGGCGAUGCAGAUGCAUGGGUUGAUUCGUUUCGGUCGCUGGGAUGAUAUCAUUGCUCUGGAGCUACCGGCUGAUGCAAGUCUCUACUGCGUCACCACUGCCAUGAUGCACUACGCCAAGGGUGUCGCAUUCGCAGCUACGGGUCAAGUCCCGGAAGCAGAAGAAGAGCGCACGCUAUUUCAGCAAUCAACGAAACAGGUGCCUGACUCGCGCACGCUUUUUAACAACCGCUGCAUAGAUAUCCUAGGCGUCGGAGAAGCUAUGCUGGAUGGCGAGAUAGCGUACCGGCGCGGUGAACAUGAGACAGCAUUCGAGUACCUGCGCACAGCGGUUGAACGAGAUGAUUCGCUGCCAUAUGAUGAGCCUUGGGGCUGGAUGCAGCCGACCAGACAUGCGCUUGGUGCGUUGUUACUUGAACAGGGAAGAGUGGACGAGGCAGUGGUGGUCUAUGCCGCGGAUUUGGGCAUUGAACCGACGCUGGCACGGGCUCUGCGUCAUCCCAAUAAUGUUUGGGCUUCACAUGGGUAUCAUGAGUGUUUGGUCAAGCUGGGUCGGAAGACUGAGGCGAGGGUUUUCGCGUCUCAGUUGAAGAUUCGGUUGGCCAGGUCGGAUGUGCCAAUCAAGUCUUCUUGCUUUUGUCGGCUUAAGACUGUCUGA
Messenger RNA from Penicillium canescens, 1650 nucleotides. RefSeq names its product TPR domain protein. Bases 1 to 1650 code for a protein of 549 amino acids. Gene Ontology annotation, cellular component: intracellular anatomical structure. The transcript has a single exon. The record is from RefSeq and is a predicted model, not a curated record. NCBI's taxonomy places the organism in Eukaryota, Fungi, Ascomycota, Eurotiomycetes, Eurotiales, Aspergillaceae. Gene Ontology annotation, molecular function: protein binding.